Sipha flava (yellow sugarcane aphid) is the source of this 1113-nucleotide messenger RNA. RefSeq names its product BAG family molecular chaperone regulator 2. Gene Ontology annotation, molecular function: protein-folding chaperone binding; adenyl-nucleotide exchange factor activity. Gene Ontology annotation, biological process: protein stabilization. The record is from RefSeq and is a predicted model, not a curated record. The coding region runs from base 404 to 979 and encodes 191 amino acids. The transcript has 3 exons. Lineage: Eukaryota; Metazoa; Arthropoda; Insecta; Hemiptera; Aphididae.
AUGUACUGUUUCUCGAAUGUUCGAGUUUCGAUUUGCGUCGCAUUGCGAGAAUCGAUUGUUACUUAUCAGUGUUGUUGACGUUGUUGUGCUCUCCGUGUCUCGGUAUUUCCUAUGUGUUCAAUGGUACCUCUAUAAUAGUGUACUGCAUUCUGUACAACUGGUUCGUGUUCCUUUUAUCGCCGUAAUUUUCUCCUGUAUUCACGUAGAUGUUAAAAAUAAGAUACACUGUGGCUUUCAGUAUUUUGUAAGUGUACUGAAAUAUUUGAAUAUAAAUUAAUCGUCGUUUAUAAUUUGCACUUUUAUUACUCCACGUAUUUAUCGCAAUAUUUUAUGUGAAUUCACGAGCAUUUCGAAAUCGUUUGACGUUCAUUUGCCGUUUUCAGAAUCAGCUAAAACACUUAUAAUGGAUACUGCGGGUGAGGUGAUUACUGUUACUAGUCCUACCGAUGAUGAUGAUAAACCAUCCAAAUCCAAACAAUACCUGAUUGCAAUGUUGGAUCGUUCUGAAAUGAUAAUUGAAAACAUACGCAAAGAAGCUUUGAAGAUGGCUGAAGAUUUAGAUAAUGUUUACAACAAUGUAGAUGCUGUGAGGAAUUCUAAAUCUUUGAACUAUCUAAGUGAUGUUGAUAGAGAAGAUAUCCAUCAGUUUGCUGAUCGAAUUAUCAGCCGAUGUGACACUGUUAACAUAAAUGUGCAUACUACUAGAAGUGAUAGCCAGCAAAAUUGUUUAGAGGAAAUCAACGUAAUGAUUGACAAAAUAGUCAAUACAUUAAAGGAUGAUCCUGACAAUGCUAAGUUUACAUGUCAAUCAUAUAUAGCUUCUUGCGGUUCAUCGGAAAGUCAGUCAGGAAGUAAGAUUUUUGAAACCGCCGUCUUAGGAUGUACACUGGAUGAUCAAAAACGUAUUUACAAACGACUUCAUGGGCUGUUGGAUUAUAUCGUUCAUACAACUAAUGUUACAGAAUUUGAUAGUGAAUAACUCGACAGCAAUGUCAGUAUUGACCAUUAGUAUUCUCAACUUAUAACCAUUCCUUGUUAUUGAACUUAUUAAUAAUUAAUUUCUUGUCAAUAUAUCAAAUCUUAAAUAAAAAAUUUUUCUUAACAAGGACAAAG